AUGUCGCUUCGCCACCGCUCCACCUCACCUCGCGCGCCGCUCCACCUCCGCCGUGAUGCCUCCCCGCAGCCGCUCGAGCGCCUGCUACCGCGGGUGCGCACACGUCCGAACGAGACAUUCUACACCGAGAUCCAGAGCGGCGAGGAGCGCAUUGGGCUCGGCACGUUCGAGACGGCGCACGAGGCGGUGCGCGCGUACGAUGCGGUCGCCUGGUGCCUCGGCCACUCUCGUAGGUCCAUGAACUUCUCCGACGUCUGGACGCGGCAGCAGGGGGAAGCCCUCGCGCCACCGCCGCCAACCGUCAUGCGGGAGGCAAGGCAGCAGCAGCGUGAGCUCGAACAACGCCUCGUCAUCGCCGAGCGGGACAAGCGCAUGCGCCUCGAGUGGGCCCAAAGCUUCUCAGAGGCUGUGGCCGUGGAGGUCGCCUUCUACGCUGGAGAAGGAAAAUCAUCUACUCGGGAAAACGAAUUAUUGGUCUGA
Lolium perenne is the source of this 480-nucleotide messenger RNA. RefSeq lists its product as uncharacterized. The record is from RefSeq and is a predicted model, not a curated record. NCBI's taxonomy places the organism in Eukaryota, Viridiplantae, Streptophyta, Magnoliopsida, Poales, Poaceae. Gene Ontology annotation, biological process: regulation of DNA-templated transcription. Gene Ontology annotation, molecular function: DNA binding; DNA-binding transcription factor activity.